This is a messenger RNA of Colletotrichum abscissum, 735 nucleotides long. RefSeq lists its product as uncharacterized. NCBI's taxonomy places the organism in Eukaryota, Fungi, Ascomycota, Sordariomycetes, Glomerellales, Glomerellaceae. The coding region runs from base 1 to 735 and encodes 244 amino acids. The transcript is spliced from 2 exons. The record is from RefSeq and is a predicted model, not a curated record.
AUGUACCCUUGGAAAGAAGCGUUCGCCUCCUGGGCUGAGUCCACCCAGCUCCAGAUCGACGCCUUAGGCCUCAUCACCAUCCUCGGAGCAGAUGAAGUUAACGUCAGUGUCGGUCGCCUCAUUCCCAACCGCUACGCCGAGUUCCUACCGCUACUGGGCGCCUUCGUCCUCGCAAGCAACCAAUUCACGAAGAAGCAACCCAACUUCGAGCUUUACAACCUGACGGAGGGGAUCAAGACAACAGAGAUAGCAGGCUGGCUCUCCCGCUGGCUGAAAGCUCAAGAUUUCCACCAGAUCCAUCACAGGACCCAGUGGGAAGUGCAGAAAUCUCCGCCACGGGGUCUCUCCUACAUCUGGACGGCCUUGGCGAUCAGCGUCCCGUGCCACGGGAUGCUGCUGGCGCUGACCGUGCUUUCAGCCGACUGGUGGGGCUUCCUGAACGUCUUGUCCAUGGUUCUUUCGGUUGUCGUGCGAGUUGUGCUGGUGCAGCAAAACCGGGCGGGGAUUGAUCACGCAAUAACCGAGGCAGAACAAGAGGCCCAAAAAAGAAACCAGGAUAUGACCCAAGCAAAGGUCAUUCUCAUCUUGGACGACUCAAAAAUCGUCACAAUGGAGAUCUCUCGCCACCUCGUCAAGCCAGUCUUCACCAAGGCCCCGACGAUCCCGAACAGUCACCUCUAUAGACUCGUCCGAUGGGUUGGCUGGACAAAUUUGGCUCUGUCGACAGGCGGUUGA